This is a messenger RNA of Molossus molossus (Pallas's mastiff bat), 1992 nucleotides long. RefSeq names its product RNA polymerase II elongation factor ELL2-like. The transcript is spliced from 2 exons. Gene Ontology annotation, cellular component: transcription elongation factor complex. Gene Ontology annotation, biological process: positive regulation of transcription elongation by RNA polymerase II; snRNA transcription by RNA polymerase II; transcription elongation by RNA polymerase II. The coding region runs from base 1 to 1992 and encodes 663 amino acids. Gene Ontology annotation, molecular function: cis-regulatory region sequence-specific DNA binding. Lineage: Eukaryota; Metazoa; Chordata; Mammalia; Chiroptera; Molossidae. The record is from RefSeq and is a predicted model, not a curated record.
AUGGAGAAAUUGGAUGGACUUAUUUAUCCUGUAACAAUUAGAGAUUUGGGACAUUUUCCCUACACCUUACCCAAGAGGAAGUGGGCUGGAGACAGCUCCAUAAAAGCUCUUGAAGAAUAUGACUGUAUGGCAGCCUCUGGAAGCAAGGCAGUGCAAGAAACAGUAUAUCAAGAAAGAGAGGUAUCAGUGGAGGAGGUAAAUAGCAUAGGACCAAGGCCAGAUAAUGUCACUGUGUUGCCCAUGCAGCUUACCAGGUCAGCAAUGCAGACAAUUGACUCUCAUCAGAAUCAUGAGAACACAAUACCCCUUCAAGUUUCUCUUCAGUCCCAAGGACUCCAAGAGCUUUUCAAUACCCUCCCAACUAAUUCACCCACUGAUGUAUACAACUUUAAUUUUCAGUUGUCAAAUACGAAUAAUAAAAACCAUCAAGACCAUAACCAACAAACCGUUUCAAGCUAUAGUCCCUUACAGCUCAGUUGCCUGCCCUUGAUGCAAGAUGAAAUGGGGUCUAGAACAACCAACUCUUUUCAGAUGACACAAGUAAGAAGGGUCCAGAAAGAGGAGGGAUUCUGCAACAAAUGGGAAAAUAUUAGACCAUAUGUAGGGAAAAGAGUACCAAUUCGGAAAGCACCACAAACCAUUCCAGAUCCAAUGCCUGAGAGAAAAAGAACAACUCCCAUUAACCCUGCAUAUACAAUUAGAAAGUCACGGGUUACCAACAGUGUCCAUCUGCGGCCAUAUAGGGACAGGGUUAUUCACUUACUGGCAUUGAGAGACUACAAGAAACCUGAACUUCUUGUUCGACUUCAGAAAGAUGGCAUCCAAAAAAAAGACAAGAACUGCCUUGGAAAAAUUCUGCAGCAGGUAGCCAAUCUGAAUACACAGGAUUUUUCAUAUACCUUAAAGGAUAAUGUUUUUGAAGAGCUCCAAAGAGAUUGGCCUGGGUACAAUGAAAUAGAAAGACAAUCAUUGGAGUUGGUGCUUUCCAAAAAAGUAGGUCUAUUUCAGAAUGCCACAAGCACCAAUCACCCAAAUUCUCCUAUAGGUUCUAGUAUACAUGGACCAUCAUCUUCUCAGGAACAACUUUACAAUUCAGCUGUUAUUGAUCCUUUAAGGAAAAAAAAAGUAAGAAUAUCUCACAUGAGAACUGCAGUACAGUCAUCAUCUAAUGGUUAUUUAAAUAAUAGCAGUAAAAAAUCUGCUGUGGGUCUCCCACCACCCUCUGAAAAUACUGCCAACCCCAUCCUUUCACCAUUGCCCAGAACACACUUUUCUGUUUCAAAUCCUUCUCAGCCAGUGCAUUCCAACUGCAAUUCCUGUAGCACUGCAGAAGAACAUGGGAGUCAAGAUCAAUAUGUUGUCAGUUUUAGUCAAAAUAGUAGAGUCUGUGAGAGCCAGUGGGAUAAACAUACUUCUAUGAAAACCUUGGCCUCUAUUUCAAUUCAUAUACAGUGUCCAAAGCUCAUGGAAAAGACACAUUUGAUGUCUAAUGAAUUUGAAUAUAAAUUUAUGGAACACAAAGUAAAUAAUCAUGAAUACCAUAUUGAGAUGAUGGAGAAACAGAAGACAUAUCCUGAGAGACAAGGUAAAGGUGCAAAACCAGACUUCAGUGAAGAAGUUAAAAGGGUUAGCACUUGUUCAACAUCUUGGCUACAGGAUUAUUUGACUAACUAUGUCACUAUAGUUUCCUCUGAGCAACGUCAGCAUUACAAAGAGGAAUUUAAAGCAGACUAUGAUGAAUAUCGGGCCUUGUAUGACAAGAUGCUGACUUUAUCUAACAUAUUUACUAAUCUAGAUUCAAAAAGGAAGCACCUUCCUCCAGACUCAAAAGAAUAUCAGACCAUUACUAAAAAAAUGUCACUAAAAUAUCACAAAAUGAGACAAAUUAAUCCCAAUUAUGAUGCAGAAAAACAUAGAUACCAGUAUCUUUAUAAGAAGCUGGCUCACAUUAAAAGAUUAAUAAAGGAUUAUGACCAGCAACGAGUAGAGUAA